AUGGCUUCUGUCGACCCCACCGCCGCCGCUACCGGCACCGCCUCGAAGCGCGCUCGCGGCCACUCUGCCAUGGACUUCAAGUCGGCCGCCACGGGCGUGUCGGCCAAGGCCAUGCGCAACGAGCUCAACGCCAUGAUCCAGAACAUCCAAGACCCCGAGUACAAGAAGGCGUUCGAGGCCGAGAUGCAGAGCUUCUUCAUCCUGUUCAACCGCUACCUCGCCGAGACGGCCAAGAACGAGAAGAUUGACUGGGAGAAGAUCCAGCCGCCGACGCCCGAGCAGGUCGUGCCGUACGCCGAGCUUCCCGAGAAGACGGACCCGUCGCUCCUCGACAAGCUCGCCGUCCUCAAGCUCAACGGUGGCCUCGGCACGACCAUGGGCUGCGUCGGCCCCAAGUCGAUCAUCGAGGUCCGCGAGGGCAUGACCUUCCUCGACCUGUCGGUCCGCCAGAUCGAGCACCUCAACUCGCAGCACAACGUCAACGUGCCGUUCAUCCUCAUGAACUCGUUCAACACGGACGAGGACACGGCCGUCAUCAUCCAGAAGUACGCCAACCACCGCAUCGAGCUCAUGACGUUCAAUCAGUCGCGGUACCCGCGCGUCAACCGCGAGACGCUCCUCCCGACCCCCAAGUCGGCCGUUGAGGACAAGGGCGCGUGGUACCCUCCCGGCCACGGCGACCUGUUUGACGCCAUCAUGAACUCGGGCCUGGUCGACAAGCUCCUCGCGGCCGGCAAGGAGUACCUCUUCGUGUCGAACGUCGACAACCUCGGCGCCGUCGUCGACACGCGCAUCCUCGAGCACAUGCACCAGAGCGGCGCCGAGUUCCUCAUGGAGGUGACCGACAAGACCAAGGCCGAUGUCAAGGGCGGCACGCUCAUCAACUACGAGGGCAACGUCCGCCUCCUCGAGAUUGCCCAGGUCCCGUCCGACCACGUCGAGGACUUCAAGUCGGUUCGCAAGUUCAAGAUCUUCAACACCAACAACCUGUGGGUCAACCUCCGCGCGAUCAAGCGCAUCAUGGAGAACGACGGCAUGGACCUCGAGAUCAUCGUCAACCACAAGCAGAGCGACAAGGGCGAGGCCGUUAUCCAGCUCGAGACGGCCGUCGGCGCGGCCAUCAAGCACUUCAACGGCGCGCACGGCAUUAACGUGCCGCGCUCGCGGUUCCUGCCCGUCAAGAGUUGCAGUGACCUGCUCCUCAUCAAGAGUGACCUGUACGAGCUCAGCGGCGGCGCCCUCGUCAUGAACCCGGACCGCAUGUUCCUCUCGACGCCCGUCAUCAAGCUUGGCGACGCGUUCAAGAAGGUCGCGGCGUUCCAGAAGCGGUUCAAGACGAUCCCGUCGCUGCUCGAGCUCGACCACUUGACCAUCUCGGGCGACGUCUCGUUCGGCCGGGGCACCGUCCUGCGCGGUACCGUCAUCAUUGUCGCCAACGACGGCUCGAAGAUCGAGCUUCCGGACGGCACGACCCUCGAGAACAAGCUCGUCACGGGCCAGCUCUCGCUCCUCGACCACUAG
This is a messenger RNA of Rhodotorula graminis WP1, 1521 nucleotides long. RefSeq lists its product as uncharacterized. Gene Ontology annotation, molecular function: UTP:glucose-1-phosphate uridylyltransferase activity. The transcript is spliced from 8 exons. Bases 1 to 1521 code for a protein of 506 amino acids. NCBI's taxonomy places the organism in Eukaryota, Fungi, Basidiomycota, Microbotryomycetes, Sporidiobolales, Sporidiobolaceae. Gene Ontology annotation, cellular component: cytoplasm. Gene Ontology annotation, biological process: UDP-alpha-D-glucose metabolic process; glycogen metabolic process. The record is from RefSeq and is a predicted model, not a curated record.